Messenger RNA from Eurytemora carolleeae, 2526 nucleotides. RefSeq lists its product as uncharacterized. The transcript has 13 exons. Lineage: Eukaryota; Metazoa; Arthropoda; Copepoda; Calanoida; Temoridae. The record is from RefSeq and is a predicted model, not a curated record. Gene Ontology annotation, molecular function: protein binding. Bases 373 to 2511 code for a protein of 712 amino acids.
AUGUUGAAUAGAAGACUAGUCUGUUGUAGUUCUGUGUUUAUUUAACUUUAAUGCUUAGUUGUCGAUCUUCUGUCAUUAAACUUAAUUAAACCCAUCGUUCAAUCUCGUAUCCCUAGAAAUAGGAUCACAAUAUCAUUGAUUUCAGCUCAUGUAUUUGCAGAUUUAAGAUGGCGGUUAACCUAAGUGAUAAAAUGGCAGUGCUCUUGUUUAAAAAUGGCACCAAAGUUUGCCUAAUUUAAAAUGGUGGCACAAACCACGUGGUUCAAAAUGGCGCCAAAAUCCACCUUAUUCAAAAUGGUGGCACAAUCAACAUGAUUUAGACUUUCGGGCAUUUGAGAAAUAAGACUGAAGACCAGCUCACAAUUUUUCAAAAUGGCAGUUCAUCCUUCAUUUAGCCUUCCAUCCCGGCUAGGUUCUCUAUGCUCAGACAAGCUACUAAUGAAUUUUGUUCGACCCAGCAACCUGACGGAUAUAAUGGAAUAUGGAUUUCAGGACCUGGGAGACCAUUUUCAUACUGAUGUUGUUCUUUUUCCUAAAUCUGGAGACCCUGUUAGUAUUCACAGUAUUCUUCUCUGCACUGCAAGCCCUUUAUUAUCCAGUAUCCUUAGCACCAUAUCAACACCACAACUACAGCAAACUAUCCUAUUACCUGAAGCUGACUCCCUGACCCUAACUGCUAUGUGUCAACUCCUCUAUGGUUCAGCAGUUCUUCUCUCCGGCGAUGAGAUCUCCAGGUUGAACCAUCUUUUGGACACUUUAAACAUAACCAUGAACAUAUCUGUUCUCAACAGUGUUCAUAUCACUGGUUUAAGAACUUCCAGUUCUUUGCCUUCUGAGCUUCAAUCUCUUAACCCCCCUCCUGAGCUGCAAUCUCUCGACCCUAAUCCAGACCUGCAGUCUCUCAACUCCAAUUCAGACCUACAACCUCUCAACCCCCCUCCUGAGCUGCACUCCUUCAUCACCUCUUCUCAGGAUGACCCUCAGCAAUCCCUGCUUCAGGUUCAAGUUACACGACGUAGAAAACAAAUUCUAGAAAAUUCUGGAACAAGCAGAGGUUCACAAAGUUAUCAAAUUGGGGACACUGACUGUAGUUUAACGAUUCCUGCAGAUAUUCAACUAAACCAGACUAAACAGAUGGAAGGAAUUUUGGAAAAUCGUUCUCUCUCAAUAAAUCCGCAAAAUGAAUCUGAAAAUGCGCCAGUUUCAAGUAAUCCACCUGAAGUUUUUAUUCUCCCGGAUUCUCAACUCCUGGAACCAGAAUCAGUUCAGAAUAUUUCCUAUGGUGAGGAUGUAGUCGAUGAAAGGAACCCUGUUCAAAACUCAGUUUCGUUGACACGUGUUCCUCCAGCUGAAUCCCAAGGUUUGGAUGGCUCUCAAGCAGCCAAAUCUCAAACUUUAGUUGGAGCUCUAGCGGCCGAAUCGCGAAGUUCAGGUGGCGCUCUAGCGGCUGAUUCCCGAAGUUUAGUCGGAGCUCUAGUGGCAGAAUCCCGAGGUUCAGGUGGCGCUAAAGGUCUGGACCCUGUUUUAGAACAGCUGGAGGAGACGGUGCAAACCUCCGGAUAUGGUUUACCCCUGCUCUGUUGGCAUUGCAGUGAAGAGUUUACAACCUUCAAACUCCUCAGUGAGCAUGUAGAACAGUUGACACAUACCAAGCAUCUGAGAAAGCACCACCGAUGUCCCAGAUGUGGAGAUGUUCUGACCUCUAUGUGGAAGCUACGUCAGCAUCUAGCGCAGCACCAGACUAGUCAAUUUGUUGGGAAGGGAGAUCACCCGUAUGCGGAGAAGAAAACUAAAAGAAUCCAAGCUAAGAAACACUGUACCCGAAGCGGUGACCACGGAUACGCCACAGCUACCCAGCUGAACACCAAACUGGUUCCAAAACCGGUUUUAAUCCCAGAACUUUCAAAACGCGGGAGUCGAAGAGUUCAGAAAAAAGUUCCAAAUGCGGGAAAUGAUGAAGAGUUACGAAGAGGGGAUAGUAAAUGGAGGAACGGGAGAGUACUGAAAAGAAUCGGAAAAAGAUUACGAGAAGUAGAAGAAGGAGGGGAAGGAGUAAGAAAAGAAGGAAAUGAAGGAAAUGAAGGAGAGACUAAAGGAAUGACAGUCAGCAAAGAGCAUUCUUACGGAACCCAGAGGGAUUCAUCUCCUGACCAUGAUCAGAUGGAUGUGGAGGAACGGAUUGAUCAUCCCUACAGUGUAAUCAGCACAAUCAAUCAAUCAAUCAAUUCAAGUCAUCAACAAUUAUUCAGUGAUUAUGUUCCCAGAGAGGAAUGCAACAAAAAUGUUAUCAACUCUGGAAACAAGAAUGAGAGUCAGCGAGGAGGACUUCUUGAGAAUAGGAGUAUUGUAGAAAACAGUGAAGGUGAAAGGGUGAUAAAUAACAAGAAAGCAGGACUUCUAGAGAACAGGAGUAUUGUAGAGAACAGAAGUUUUAUGGAGAACAGCAUAAGACAAGAACAAGAGGCCGGCUUCAUAAAUAACAGUUCACCCCGAGGACGUACAAGGUAUUGAAAUCAUGGUAAUUUU